This is a messenger RNA of Acanthochromis polyacanthus (spiny chromis), 6216 nucleotides long. RefSeq names its product lysophosphatidic acid receptor 6-like. The transcript has a single exon. Gene Ontology annotation, molecular function: lysophosphatidic acid receptor activity. Gene Ontology annotation, cellular component: membrane. The record is from RefSeq and is a predicted model, not a curated record. The coding region runs from base 4770 to 5609 and encodes 279 amino acids. Lineage: Eukaryota; Metazoa; Chordata; Actinopteri; Pomacentridae. Gene Ontology annotation, biological process: phospholipase C-activating G protein-coupled receptor signaling pathway; positive regulation of Rho protein signal transduction.
UUUGAUUUGGGUAUUUGUUUAAAUAUAAUAAGUAUAAAUGUGCUACAUUUCAUACCGGCUGCACAGUGGCUUGGUGGUUAGCACUCUCAUCUUGCAGCUAGAAGAUCUCCUCUUUGUGUCUUGGCUUGGGCCUGGGAUCUUUCUGCAUGGAGUUUACAUGUUCUCCCUUGUGGUGUGGAGAUGACAACUCCCAUCCACCAGGUCCUCAGGUGGUAGAUAGAGGAACGGCCCUCAGAUAUGAGGGCUAGCUGCAAAUAGCAGUCCCGGACCAAAUCGUGGGUUGCCCUUUGGCAAGCCAUACCACCCGCCUGUCACCCGUUGCAGGUUGACAUGAAGAUCCAUUUGGGAAGCAGGAAUGGUGAUAGCAUUGGUGGGUCAACAUCAAUAGACAGCUGUUUCUGUCAAUGAUGGCUGUUUGUGAAGCGGAUGAAAUGUAAAGAGUCAACAAUUAUGAAACUCUGCCCCCUUCAGUGGGGAACUGCUCCUGUGAUAGUCUUGGCAAGUCAUCACAGUAUUUAUGCUACUACAAAUUCAUGAUGCAUUCAGAUUACAUCUCCAUGGUUGAAGUACAUGCUGCUUGGUCCCUACAUGGUUAUGAUGAAUCCCAAAAACUUCCAUUGAUGAAGAUAAUCCAAAUCCUUCCGGACGGGUAUCUUCUGAGAUCAGAAUCAUGAAGGGACUCUCCCGACCAAAAAGACCCUAUUUCAUUGGCACUCUAAAUUGUCACACUCUGUGUGCAUUCAAGAACACAGACACGUACAUUAAGAAUAGCAUUAGAAUUGCCCAUGAUCUUGGCUCAAACACAUCGUUUACUGCAUCUGCCUGGAGAAACGAAGCCGGAGCAUCAGUCGGUGGAAUUGGGAUUGUAGUUCAAAAUCAUCUCCUUCCCCUUCUUACAAAUGUCACAAGAGUUAGUAAGCGCAUCGUCACGGCAGUGCUUAAGGGAAACCCUAUAACAGCCAUCAUCUCCUGCUACUCUCCACACAACAACCCCCCAGUAGAAGAAGCAGAGGAGUUUUACCAACAGUUCAGUGAUACAGUCUCAGCAAUACCACUGCAUGCCAUGCUCUUAGUUGGAAGAGACUUCAAUGGUCAUAUUAGAGGAAAAUUCUCAUAUCACUAGUCAACAAACAGAAAUGGCUCCAUGUUAGAGGACUUCCUACAGCAGCAUAAUCUCUUGGCUGGAAACAGUGUUUCAGAAAUCUUCUCAGGCUCUGGACCUGCAGACACCCAGUUGGCCAUCUGUCAUAGAUCGAUUUCAUCCUGCACAGGAAAUGCUGAAGAAAUAGUAUUCAUGACUGUCAAGGCCAUUCUUCUCUGCUCCUAUUGGUGGCGACCACAAAAUCAUUACUGCUACUGUCCAACUUAGCCUCUGUACAUAAAAGAAACUUAGCACCAAUAAUCUCAACUGGCGGGCUUUGAAAGAAGACGAAGAGCUAGAAAAUACAAUUGAUGAUUUAAUAUUGGAAAAACUGAAUCCUCUCUCAGGCUGAAAAAUCAUGUACUUCUGUUGUGUCCAUAAGCAACAAGGUUGGGAAGGAGGAGUACUUACCACAGAGACUCCCACGUGCAACACCUACUGUGGAUAGUUCACCAAGGAGAAAAGAAAUAGAAGAAACUCUCAAAGCAGCUUCUUCAAAUUUAACAAAGCAGCAAUCAACUUUUGACAAGCUUGAGGAUGACCACAUUAACAAAACUCUUGCUGAAUUUGAGGUCAGUGAUAGCAAGCAAAAGGGACCUACCGGUAACGGGCCACGAGCGGCUCACAGGUCGGACUAGACACACAAAACGCGGCCUGCGUGCAGCUCACUUCUAGCGCACCACGGUGACUCUAUGAGGAUAAUAAAUGGCUACUAUAACAAUAACACACGAAAACUGCCUUAAACAAAGGGCAAGCGAUGCAGCAACUGCUACCUUACCUGUUGGCAAAAUGUAAACAGGAAGUGAGCCGAGCAGGAGCGUGCCCCUGACGUCAAAGCAAGAGAAUGGCGAGUAACCAUUGCCCAGCUUUAUAGUGUGUCCUCCUAACAUGAUUGGUUAAUGGAAGUCACAGGAGCAAAACACUAGCCAACCCAAAGCCAAGAUGCAGCACUCAUUCAUUCUGCUACAGAACAUUUCUGCAGUAGUGAAGAAGUACUUGAAGUACUUCAAGGAGACCCUCUAGCACCUUUCCUGUUCAUCAUCUGCUUAGACUAUGCACUGAGGAAUGCAGUCUUACCCUCCGAUGGCCUGACCCUAAAGCGUCGUCAAAGUAGAAGACACCCUGAAGAAGUCCUCCCAGAACUUGCUUUUGCAGAAGACCUUCUGCAUUGGGGAGAGUGAGAAUCAAGAUGAUUGGACUCUUCCUGAAUGCUGGGAAGACGAAGUUCAUGCACCUUUACCCAAGAUCUGAAGACAGAUUGCAUGUACUAGAUAGGUUUGAAAUCAAAAAAGUUGAUGAUUUCCUAAAUCUUGGAGGCAACACCAAAACAGCACAUGAUAUAGAAACAAAAACUGGUAAAGCUUGGGGAGCAUUAAACUGUGUCAAAAAUAUGGGUAUAUUCCUAUUAUGACAACAACUAAAAUGAGAGUAUUCAAGGUGUCAGUGGAAUCCAUCUUACUCUACGGAUCUGACUCCUGGUCAGGAAGGUUCUCUUAAGAAGAAAUGAUGGGACUUAUACCAGAAUGCUACGGAUGGUAUAAAAGAUCUCCUGGAAAUCGCACUUCGCCAACAAGUCGCUAAACAGUCUAACUAGCUAAACAAGAAAGAAAUGAGCUUUUUGAAACAUUGUUUUGAUUGUGUUCUUUUUUAUUAAAUUUAGAUAAUCAUGACAGACAUUUUUUUGGCAAUAUAUCAAAUUUUAUAUGGAACAAAAAAUUGUAUCUGUGUCCGAGAAAUGCAUUUCAACUAAGUUACCCAUUACAAAGACACCUCUCAAGGAAGUGUGUUAAUUCCAGAUCACAUGACCUGCUCCACAUGAUGUCAUUUCCUCCUGAAGAAAAGACUGGAAAGACUCCAAGGCUUUCUGUGUUAUUGAAAAUAAAGUAGUCUGUGAGUCAAAUGUGGAUUUAUUGCAUGUCAACAGGUUUACGACACUUUAUUUAUAAACAACUUUCCUUUUCAGUCUUACUCAACUCUAUAUAUAAUAUUUAGAAGAUUCUCUCUCGAAAAAUGCCAUGUGGUGUUUGGUUGUAGGUGGCCAUGUUGAUUUUAGGCCUGAAAACAGCAAAAAUGCAAACUAUGAUACCUGUCAACUAUGUUACAGAAAGUCCCGCAAUUAUACAUUGGCCCUUGCAUUUCUGUCAAUCUCUUCAUAUGGAAUAGAUUAUCAUUUAAAUGUAGAACAUGUACAGCAUGAAUGUUUGGCUCCUCUGAUUUGACCUAGAUCCUCCCCACAACUGUUCCACUGAACAGACUCACAGGUUUUGCUGCAUGUAUUCAAGGAAAACAUUUUUGCUCCUCUUGCAUUAUUAAAAAAACAAAAAAAACAUUGUCAAAUGUACUUAGAACAUGCAUCUUGAUUAUUGUCAGUAUCAUACUGAAUAUCAUUAUGAAGUUUCCACUUGAGAAGUGGUGAAAACCACAGAGGAGGAGGAGACUAUGCGUGAUUGCAUUCUCACUGUUCUUAUCCUAUCAACAUGGUGGUGGUGGUGAAUCAGUUUGUGCCACAUUUAGAUUUGACUUUUAACUUUCUCAGAGAAAUGAGUGAAAAAUUUCCCUUGUAAGACCACAGAUAUUUCAAUAUAGGCCAUCGUUUAAUGCAUUUCAUCAGGUCAGGUUAAACAGCCAAAUAAACAAAUGCAGUGGUUCUAUUUAACAGCAGGGACAAGGUACAAGAAUAAAGGAUUUACUACGAUUGCCACUGAAGAGCUGGUACUGAGGAGAUCUUUGGCUUUGUUGGGUUUGUCUCAGUAAUCAAAUGUUUUAAGAUCCUCUUCUUACUCAGUAAAGUGCCUUGAGAUGACUUAUGUUGUGAAUUGAUGCAGUAUAAAUGAAAGUGAGAAGAGUCAAAUUGAAAUAUGUUAGCAGAUUAUUGCACAUCCAGCUGUGCUAUAAAAUAUAACUGUACCUUUGAAUGAAUGUAGUCUUCAAGUGCAUGUCAGUGUAACCUGUAUUGUGCCAAUAUGAUGAUGUGCACUAUGUAGAAUUUUUAGGUUUUCUGAGCUGUGGAAUAUCUUGAAAACAUGCAUGUGUGCCAAAGCAGCACCAGAUAUCGUCAAUCAAUGAAAAUUAUGAGCAAUAAUGGAACAAGCAGCACAAACAACACCAUUGGAUGAUAGUCUGUUUACAGUAAAAGCAGCUUUAAGCAGUUAAUGAUCAUUUACAUGCAAACGACCAAAAACCUUUUACUGAUAUGAUCUGUGUAAGAUUGACUAAUAUCAGAAGAUAUUUUCAUAAAAUGUUGCAAUAAAUUUGCAUAAUGUUCACUCACUUAGAGAGCAAUGAAUACUGGAUAUGUCACAGUAAAACUAAAUAAGUCAGUUUGUCAGUUAUUUACUAUCUGUGUUACUAUCUGUGUUAUUUAACCCAAAAAUGUGUUUAUUAACCAGAUAUUGCAUUUCAAAACCACAUAAAACAUGAAAAAAGUAAACUGUUGAUUCAUUUACGUCAGUGAGCACAACUCUUGGGUUGAGACACAAGAGUUUCCUGUUCCAUUUUUAACAUCUACCCUCCCAGUUGAACUGCUGAUCACACAGAUAGAGAGCAGAAAGAAGAACUACUGAGUGGUGUGUGAAGGUACAACUUUCACUCAAGGACUCAGAAACAUUGCUUUUCUCAAAAAGUCGACAUGAACAACACCACUGAGGACGAGCCACAGCCAGUCUACGCUGUGCUCUUUGGCUGCAUCAUGGCCCUUGGUCUGCCUCUCAACGCUGUUUCUCUGUGGAUUCUGCUUCGUCGCCACAGCCUCAAGUCACCCAACGCCGUCUUCAUGGUCAACCUGGCAAUCUCGGACCUGCUGCUCGUCAUCUCCUUACCCAUGAGGGUCUAUGUCUAUGCAACAGGUAACUGGCCUUUUAGCAGCACAGCGUGCCUCGUUACAGAGGCACUCUUUUACACCAACAUCCGCUCCAGCUCUAUCUUCAUCACCUUCAUCAGCGUGGACCGGCUGCUGGCUGUAGUUUAUCCUCUGAGGUCACGGCAUCUUCGAACCUCAACCAACGCAUGGAAAGGUGCUGGAUUCACUUGGCUCAUUUUGUUGGUGACAAGUAUCUCAGUGACGGUGACGCUUUCAGGACAACCACCACAUAACCACACCUGUUUUGUACCACAUGAUACAAAUGAUACUGCUCCUAAAAUAUCAUCAGCCGAUUUUCUUGAUCCUGUGGUAGUGUCCAUCCUGCUGGCAGUCAACGUUGUGUGCACUGCUAUGGUGUUGUGGACUCUACGCAGUCAUCUCAGUGACUCUGCAAAGGUCAAGAACAAGAUGAAUGUAAUGCUGAUUUUUGUGCUGAACUUGCUCAUAUUCACCAUAUGUUUCUUACCUGUGUCAAUUAGUUUGGUUACAGUUCAUAACCGUUUGUCAUUGAUAUGUCUUGCUGCUGUGAACUGCUGCCUGGAUCCACUGUUGUAUUAUUUUUCUUUUGAUGCCUUCUGGAAGAAAAAAGAAGAUGUGGAACUAUCAUGAGAAUAGGACAAAAAGAACAUAUUUACAUGAGGUGGUGUCAGAUCUCCAGUGGGAUGUUGUGGUUUUCCUAUUUUCCUGCAAAAUAUGGAGCAUGGGAUGUACAUUUGGCGACAAGCUAGACUAUGUGAUGCUUUUACAUUUGUCUUUAUACCAAGAAACCAAAAAUUAUUGGUAAAAUGACAAAUGUGCAUUAUUUUUUAAACCAGUUUUCUUCAGCUGCUUAUGGGUUCUUAUUUAUUUUACAGACAUAACUGAUCUUCUCAUCAUUUACCAGAAGGUAAAACGACCUUUGACAUGGUUUAUCAUGAUGCUUUUAAUACUAGUGCUAAUUAUAUUCCUCUUCACUGUAUGAUAAUGUUGGUGGUUGUACCUCUCUGUAAAGAGUAACGCCUCAUUGCUGACAUUUGACUCACUCUUAUCUUUAAUGCAAAUCAGUUUUUAAAUGCAAUGUGCUUUCGUUCUGUUGAUUCAUUUUUCAAAUCUUAAAUGCUUUAAUUAUUGUUUGUCUUAUUUUUCUAAAUUUGCUUUAAUAUUUUUAUUGUUAUCCAAGUUUCUUAUUCAUGUGUGUACAUCUUUAGUUUUCUUACUUGGCUGCAUUGUAGAUGAG